Cryptomeria japonica (Japanese cedar) is the source of this 381-nucleotide messenger RNA. Its product is annotated as zinc-finger homeodomain protein 3-like. Gene Ontology annotation, biological process: regulation of developmental process; regulation of DNA-templated transcription. The transcript has a single exon. The coding region runs from base 1 to 381 and encodes 126 amino acids. Gene Ontology annotation, molecular function: transcription cis-regulatory region binding; DNA-binding transcription factor activity. The record is from RefSeq and is a predicted model, not a curated record. NCBI's taxonomy places the organism in Eukaryota, Viridiplantae, Streptophyta, Pinopsida, Cupressales, Cupressaceae. Gene Ontology annotation, cellular component: nucleus.
AUGACUGUUCCUUCCAACGAGAAAACCAUAGCCAUGGUCAAUGGUGAAGAUAAUACUGAGCAAGGAAAAGACAAGGGAAAGAGGGAAAGAAGCGAGGAAGAGAAUCUUGAAACAUCCAAGAGAACGAAGAAGGAUGAAACUCCUGAGAAACCCCUAGAAAAGAAGGAAACCUCCAAUGUAGUUUUUUGUGGGUCAAGUAUUGAUGAGCGUAGAAGCGCUGUGAAGUACAUGAAAUGUUGGACGAAUCAUGCUCUCCACCUGCACAUAAGUACUCAUGUCUUAGAUGGAUGUGGAGAGUUUGUGCCCGAUCCGGAUGAUGAAAUGUAUUGCGAUGCCUGUGAUUGUCACCGUAGUUUCCACGAAAAAGUAGAGUCACUUUAA